Messenger RNA from Porites evermanni, 1448 nucleotides. The record is from the annotation of a GenBank genome assembly. NCBI's taxonomy places the organism in Eukaryota, Metazoa, Cnidaria, Anthozoa, Scleractinia, Poritidae.
UUCCUUUUGUUUUGUAGUGCCAGCUCAACAAGAAACAAAGGUGUUUUUUCAGUCAUUGCUGAUGCAGUAAGUAAUGACUAUGGUGGAAGUGAACAGUGUCCUUGGUCACCUGCACAACUAAGAGGUAAGUGCAUGAUGUAGUUUUGAAAUUACUUGCUUUUUAUUUAAAGCAAGGACAUUUAAACAAGUCAUUCGGCACACUAUUAUUAUUGCAUUUUAAGCUGUCUCAAGCUGUUUGCUUCAUAAUGAUUGCUAUUCCUUCAAAUUUACAGUGCUAAAUCUUGUCUCUUCUUAAAGGAAAGAUAUUAUAUUGAUGAAUUAUUUUUAAUUAUUUUACACAAAAUGUUGAAGGGUUUUUACAUACAAGAGUCUUCAGCGCUAAUCAGUUUAGUAAAAUAGCAAUAGAGGUCUUCUUUUUGUCUUUGAUUUCAGCAUCAUAUGUUACAUACUUGAGAAGCCUGAAGGACACAAGGAAAAGAAGAGGGAAGGUGGACCACAAUACUGUCUGCAGACGACAAGGAAGAGUAAGAGAGGUAAUAAAACCUUUGUUAUAGUUCUAUCCAUUUUCUGUAAGUCUAGGAUUUGUUAUAACUGAAAGAUUUCUUAAUAGGAUGCAAGUACAUUUACCAGCUUUCCUAAAAAAGACCCCACUUGGACAAUCUUUCUUUACAUCAAAGGAGACUAGGAGCCAUGUUUAUGUUUAAAACAAUAAAAGACUUUCCCUUAGAACUUGCAGGAUUUAUUUAGUAUCUGCAGCACGAUAUAAAUGUAAUUUUAAAGAUCCAAGAUCAAACUAGAUUUACCCACACUGUCUACUUUCGCAGCCAUAGCCAGGGCUGUCAUUAAGAGGCGGGGCCAGGUAUUUUUCCUGCCUAUUAUGAAUGUGGUCACCAGAUACUUUCAUGGGAAAAUAUAGGAAAAUAGAACCAAAAGUAAUCCCUAGCUGUUUGAUUCCCCACCUACUUGUUACAUUAAUAUUUACCCAGCAACUUGACAUCUUAGUGACAGCCCUGCAUAGCUUAGGCUACAGCAAGGUUCUAUUGUGGAAAACCCUAUAUAUCAUUUUAUUAUUUUUUAUGUAUGGUAGUUGAUAUCAACAUUAACAUCUUUGAUUUUUUGUGCAUUUUUACAUUUAAAUGUUCAAUGCACACUGCAUAAGCUCUCUAGAUGAUCUCAGUGUGCUCUUAGAGCAAAUGUUGACAUAAAAACUAAUUGAUUAUAUAUAUCUUUUUAUUUUUUAGAAAAUUGUGCGACGAGUAGCUGUUGUUGAAAGAAUGGGCUGGGAUGAAGCUAAGAGAGAAAAAGUAAAGAAAUGCUUGACCAUAGAUUACACCAGCUCUGAUGAGAGUGAGCUGUCAGAGGAUGAGGAUGGAGGAGUGAUAAAGAGAUUUAUUACUAAGAGGUUAUCUUGGGAGGGGAGCAAGUUAAGAGAUCUUAACUUAACAUAA